AGAAGCCCUAGUUCUCUCGACUCUCUCUCUCCCCUCUCGACUCCGCCGCCGGCGCCGCUGCCCCGAGCCAGCCCGUCGCCGCCCACCCUUGUCGCGCUGCGUCGCGCCGCUGCCGCCCACCCUCGCUACAUCUCAUCUCCUCCCCAAAUCUCUCUCUCACUUCGCGAUCUCUCCCUCUUUGAGAGAUAGUCGCCGCCGCUGCCGAGGCAAGUUCCGGCCAUAGAAGCACGCCCCCCCUCUGUCCUCCCCGGCCGCAGCAACGUCAGCCACCAAGCUCGUCGCACUUCCCUCGUCUCCCUCUUAAUCUCCUCUCUCUCUGACUCAAAUGCACGCACACCAUACCGCGCCUGAAAUCCUAGAUCUAUAAUCUACAGCCACCUCCCUGUCGAUUCCCGUCUACCGCACGGCGGGAAGGCCGCCGCCUCCGAGCUCAGCCCAAAGCCCCCUCUGCUCUCCAUACUCCGGCGACAACAGCGACUCCUUGCCGCCGCCGUGCCCUAGCUUCAAUCCGCCGCUGAACUCCCUCUUCCGUGCCCUAGCUUCAAUCCGCCGCUUCAAUCUAUACUACUUUGGGUGAAUGAAGAAGCUAACUCUUGCUCACCGUGCAGGUAUGAAUAUAUCGAGAAUCACCUAUUGGGUUCGCCUCAAUAUACAAUUCACAGUAUAGCUCCUUACCAGUCAAAAGACAUUGAGAAAGCAGAGGAGCUAACUUUUGGAGGGAGCACUCUAGGAAAUAGCAAUAGUGAAAACUGCAUCCAAUCGUUCUUGCUACUCUUUAUUAAUGAUCAUUUGCCUGCGGUUUAUCUGUGCAAGUGAGUUCAUUUGCUCAGGUGCUUGACACAACUGCGAUGCUCAGUGUUGUUCCCCCAAGAUACAAGUGGACUGGUGGAGAGAUUGGUUUCUCCACAGCUAUUGGCAAGCAAGAUACAAGAGCCUUCCAUUCAUGAACUUGUUAGAGAACGACUCUGAUGCUGAGGUAAGCCACGAAAUUAUGGCUAUGAACUAUGCAGGUUGAGGUGGCUGUAGUGUUGGUGCUUAAAAAUGGAGAAUUCCGGAGCGGUGGAGGGAAUCGAAUACUGGCUGCAGUGGCAGGUACUGCUUUGCGCCUUCGCCUUUAUCGCCAUGGCUUACUUGCUCUACGAGACUGUUGCUGCCUUCGGAUUCUUCGUCUUCUUUUUCUACACUCAGUGGACGUUUGCACUGGUGGUAGUAUACUUUGCGAUUGCUACUGUGGUCUCGAUUCGGGGAUGUAGGAGGAAACCCAUUCAGACUGGGGAGAAGGAUAAUUUACUGAAAAAAGGACACGUAAGAGAAGCUUGGAUUUCUAGAAAAUCUACUGCAAAUCAUCUAUCAGUUCAUUAUUGUGAUUGAGUUUAUCAUCUUGGCGGAUCAAGUAGAUGGGAGUCGAUGAGCUAUGAGGACUACUACAAACGAGAAGGCUGAAGCAGAGAACGUCGUUUCAAAUGUCUAGCAAGUUGCGCGCAUUUGUAAUAUUUUUUAAUUAAACAUCUAGCUAAAUAGAAUAUAUGUGAAGUUUUCAUUAUAUUUGGAUGAUAAUGUAUGAAUAUUUUGGAUGAUAUAUAAUAUUGUUAUUGUUGAUUUUA
This is a messenger RNA of Salvia miltiorrhiza (redroot sage), 1604 nucleotides long. RefSeq lists its product as uncharacterized. NCBI's taxonomy places the organism in Eukaryota, Viridiplantae, Streptophyta, Magnoliopsida, Lamiales, Lamiaceae. The record is from RefSeq and is a predicted model, not a curated record. The transcript has 7 exons. The coding region runs from base 1042 to 1371 and encodes 109 amino acids. Gene Ontology annotation, cellular component: membrane.